UGACGUCACGACCCGCUGGCUCCUUCAUUCCCAUCUCGCCCGUCUCCCAUCUCUUCCUCCCUCUCCCUCCGAUCUCCUCCGCGGCCGCCACCGCCGCCGCAUCCCAUCCGAGAGGAGCCCGAACCCCUGGCCCGCCGACGCGCCCAUUGCCUCCGAUCGCCAUGUCCGCCGCUCAGCUUCUCCGUCACUCCCGCAAGCUGCGGAGUUUGCAAAAUGCUGUAGAUUGCGAGCGUUCUAGUCUUGUUCGGUAUUUCUCUAGCAGUUCUGGUUCCUUUAUCGUCAAGGAAAAUGGUGUUGGAAAGAGAACUGGAGGCACCAGAUUAUCUAAGCAUAGCCAGCCUGCAAAAGAGCUUGAGACAUUCUCAGUGGGAGUAAACAGAAGCUACACUUGGACAAGAGCAUCCAAUAGCCGUAUCCCAAGUGCUGUUAGCGGUCUCAAUGGUUCAUUUUCAUGUGGACAGGUGGCUUCAGCACGACCAUUCUCAAGUGGUGCAGACUUGCCACCACAUCAAGAAAUCGGGAUGCCGUCACUUUCGCCCACAAUGACUGAGGGAAACAUUGCCAAGUGGCUUAAGAAGGAAGGAGACAAGGUCUCCCCUGGUGAGGUUCUCUGUGAGGUGGAAACUGAUAAAGCAACUGUGGAAAUGGAGUGCAUGGAAGAGGGCUAUCUCGCUAAGAUUAUUCAUGGAGAUGGUGCCAAGGAGAUUAAAGUUGGCGAGAUCAUUGCUGUAACUGUGGAAGAAGAGGGUGACAUUGAGAAGUUCAAGGAUUAUAAGCCGUCAUCUUCUGCUGAACCUGUAGCUCCUACUGAAUCAAAGGCUCAACCUGAACCUUCACCACCAAAGGUGGAGGAGAAAGAGGCUAGCAAGACUCCUGAGCCCAAGGCCCCAAAGACUGAUGAAGCUUCUCAAUCUGGAGAUCGCAUAUUUGCCAGCCCUCUUGCCCGGAAACUGGCUGAAGAUAACAAUGUCCAGCUGUCAAGUGUGAAAGGUACUGGUCCUGAUGGGCGUAUUUUGAAGGCAGACAUUGAAGAUUACUUGGCUAAGGGAGGACAGAGGGAGGCUUUUGCUGCUCCAGGGUUAGGUUAUGUCGACAUUCCAAAUGCACAGAUAAGAAAGGUUACCGCAAACCGCCUGCUAGCAUCGAAACAGACCAUUCCACAUUACUACUUGACAGUUGACGCACGUGUUGACAAACUUGUCAAAUUGCGAGGUGAACUGAAUCCGCUGCAGGAUGCCUCUGGUGGAAAGAAAAUAUCUAUCAAUGAUCUUGUAAUCAAGGCUGCAGCUUUGGCUCUUCGAAAGGUCCCUCAGUGUAACAGCUCAUGGAUGAACGAUUUUAUUCGCCAAUACCACAAUGUGAACAUCAAUGUUGCCGUACAGACAGAGCAUGGAUUGUUUGUUCCAGUAAUUAGGGAUGCAGACAAGAAGGGGCUUGGUACAAUUGCUGAGGAGGUGAAGCAGUUGGCUGAAAAGGCAAGGGAUAACAGCUUAAAACCAGCAGAUUACGAGGGUGGCACCUUCACGGUAUCAAACUUGGGAGGUCCCUUUGGAAUUAAACAAUUCUGUGCCAUCAUAAAUCCUCCUCAGUCUGCAAUUUUGGCCAUCGGCUCUGCUGAGAAGAGGGUGAUACCCGGUUCCGCUGAUGGUCAGUACGAGUUCGGUUCAUUCAUGUCAGCUACGUUGAGCUGUGACCACAGGGUUAUUGAUGGUGCGGUUGGUGCGGAAUUUCUGAAAGCAUUCAAGGGCUACAUCGAGAACCCAACCUCAAUGCUGCUGUGAAGUUUAGGAUGAUGACCAGCAAGACAAUUAUUGUGAAGCUGUCAGAAUAACUCGGCCACCCGGGAGGUGGUGCCUCCAUUUUGUAUAAUCUCGUGAUGGUCUCAAGGAGGACCUGGAAACCAAGAGCACGCAACCAACACAGAAUGACCUGAUUUUCCGUUUCCCCUUUUUGAUGCGGCCAGUGUUAGGCUGGAACAGUAGGAUCAACUUACAAAGCCUCAUUGAGCUCUUUUUUUUUUUCUUUGUUGGGUUUGCCCCCCUGGGCUGUUCUGGCAUGAGAGUGUCGCGCCUCCCCGGAGAACACUUUUGAGUAUAGCGUUUUGCAUUUUCUGUGCACAGGGAGAAUUUGGUCGGAAUAAACGAGGUCAAUAGUGAGGGAAGAAUCUUCAACA
Molecule: messenger RNA, 2173 nt
Organism: Panicum hallii
Lineage: Eukaryota; Viridiplantae; Streptophyta; Magnoliopsida; Poales; Poaceae
Product: dihydrolipoyllysine-residue acetyltransferase component 3 of pyruvate dehydrogenase complex, mitochondrial-like
Exons: 18
Coding region: 162-1781 (539 amino acids)
Biological process (GO): pyruvate decarboxylation to acetyl-CoA
Cellular component (GO): pyruvate dehydrogenase complex
Molecular function (GO): dihydrolipoyllysine-residue acetyltransferase activity
Source: RefSeq, a predicted model, not a curated record